This is a messenger RNA of Rhopalosiphum padi (bird cherry-oat aphid), 4925 nucleotides long. Its product is annotated as protein phosphatase 1 regulatory subunit 37. Gene Ontology annotation, molecular function: protein binding. The record is from RefSeq and is a predicted model, not a curated record. Lineage: Eukaryota; Metazoa; Arthropoda; Insecta; Hemiptera; Aphididae. The coding region runs from base 589 to 2775 and encodes 728 amino acids. The transcript is spliced from 9 exons.
UUACACGAGACGCGCAAGCGCAGCUGAUGAUUAUAAUUAUUAUAGCCUGUUGGUAGUGUAUACUACUUACCGUGGUUGUGGAUCUUAUCCGAUCGGUCAAUUUUACCAACCACUAAUCAUCGAUUAUGAAUAAUAUUUUUUUCCUACCGUCGUCGUCCGACUUUUUCGCGUUUGUAUUUAUUUGUUAUUUUAUUGGCAAUUUUUGCUAACUGAUAAAUUAUUAUUAUUCUAUUUUUCGUCAUCCAAUCAUUUAUAUCCGGUUUCUUGACGACUAAUUUAUACAUGUAUAUUACGUGCGUAUAUAUGUAUACGGUACGCGAGCGUUGUCGUUUGUUUACGCCAAGUUUUGACCGACACCGAGUGAAGUGCUGCCGCCGCUGUUGACCAGCGACGACAACGACGAUGCGUUAUAGAUGAAGCUCGUUACGCUCGCAGACCACUGCCACCGAAAAAACCUUUUACUUUUUGGCCCUCGCAAACGCGGUCAAACGACAGCAAAAUCAGAUCCAUCAAAAGUAUGCACUGCUGCUCCUGCUCCUGCUCCUGUUGCACAAUACCAUAAAACCAACCGACUGAUCAACCACAGUGAUGACUGAAUGGAAAUCCAGAUCGUUACCUAGCAAUUUCGAAAUACUUUCCCUGUCAAAUGUGCCAGUCGGUCCGUCGUGUUUACGUUCAAACUCUAAGAAAACAUACAUCAGUCGCAAUGUAUCUUUUCCGGACGACGAAAGUCAAAUUGUCACUGGCGUUCUCGAAACCAUGCAUCCUUGGGAAUCCAUGGAAAACGUAACUAUUGAGUUACUUACAGCCAAAUAUAAAGAAUCAUGUGAAAGACACAACACUAAUCCAUUAUACUCUGUCCUCAAUCAAAUAAAAUCUAUAAAUACAAAUUUGGAGAGAAACGAAUGUCUUGAUCUUAAAGGUGUUUUAUUAACCAAUGUCGACUGGGAGAGCCUUGAAGAAAUUUUUAAAAGAGUUCAGUUUAGAACUAUAAAUGUUGAAGCAACUGGAUUAAAUGAUGAUACAGCAAUUGCAUUAUUUGAUAUGUUAGACUUUUAUGAAUCUGCUAUUUGUUUAAACAUAUCUUCUAACAAUGAUAUUGGCACUAGAGGAUGGCAAGCAUGUGCUCGUACAUUAAAAAAGUCAAAAUGUUUAGAAGAAUUAGAAGCGAGGAAUACAAUACUUAAUGAGUCAAAUAUGACUUCUUUAGGUCGUUCGUUAAAAUUUGGUUCACAAUUAUGUGUCUUAAAACUUGAAAAUUGUAAUCUUGCAGACCGGCCAUUAACAUCAUUAGUUUCUCUAAUAAAAUUAAAUAACACAUUAAAAGAACUUUAUUUGGGUGAAAAUUAUUUAAAUGAAAACGAUGCUAAACAACUUUCAAUUUUACUAAAAUGUAAUACCACUUUGCAGUUGUUGGAUUUAAGCAAUAACAAUAUUCAAAAUAAAGGUUUUAAAUUACUUUGUGAAAGCAUUGUGAAUCAAAAUUCUCCUUUGACAAUUUUAAUUGUCUGGAAUAAUAACUUAAAUUCAGAGUGUUCAGAAUGUUUGUCAAACUUAUUGGGGGCUGAAACCAAAUUAGAAAUGCUCAAUGUUGGGUUUAACUGUUUACUUGACACCACAGCUAGUGCUAUUGAAACGCCAUUGAAAAACAACAAAAAUUUGGUACGCUUAGGAUUGCAAAGUACCCAAAUUACUUGUAAAGGAGCUAAAUAUUUAGCAGAAGCAUUGGAAGCCAAUACUUCUUUACAAAGAUUAGAUUUACGUGAUAAUAAUAUUGAAGUUGAAGGGCUGAGAAAUUUGAAAGAGUCCAUUUCAAAAAAUUUUAGAAUUACACGCCUAGAUUUAGAUCCUCUGCCACGUAACAAAUAUGCAGCUGACACAACUAAAGAGUAUACAAAUUUAACAGAGCAGAUCAAACAAAUGUGUGAAGAAAAUGAAAAAAAACAUUGUAGUAAACAAAUUGACGACAAUCUACUUGACCAGAUAACAGAUGAAUCUAACAUAACCAAAGCUAUCAAAAUACCAAAUGUAGAUUCUAGAAAGAUAUCUCUCACGUGUGAAUCACUAAUGAUGCAGUAUACUUCACUUAAAAAUCCCAAUUAUCUAGGUUCUGACGAUUACUCCCCUAUGUUGCGAGGAAGUAGUGGUAGAUUAAGGAGUCCUGCUCCCAGUCCUAUACACAGCCCAAUUGCUAGUAGUCCAAUGUGUAGUCCUUCAUUAACGUCUACACGAAAUCGUUUUCACGUGUCUAAAGUUUCUGAACAAAAACAAAAAGAAUGUCGAUUUAAGGUCACCAAAUUAAAUAAUUUAAAUGAUAAAGCACCGACAGCUAGUAACGAAUCAUUAUCCGAUGACUCUUUUGGUCCUACUAAUUUGGAACUCACAGUUGAUAGUUUGGAUUUGUGCAAACAUAAAAAUGACACCAAAAAAGAAGAUCAAAGAACUAGGAAAGUAUCUUGGGUUAUGGGUUCUCGACCUUUGUUGACUUCAUUGCAAAACAUUACCUCAAGUUUGGAUCAUGCCACCUCAUCUGGAGUUGACAAGCUUCUCAGUUUAUUCAGUCCUUUUUCUAGUGCGGAUAAAUCCUCAGCAUCUAUCGACACAGUUGAAUCUAAUGAUUCUGUUUUUGAAUCAGAUCACGAAUCAAAAAAACCAGUCACACUGGAUCAAGCAACUUGGCCACCAGUAUUUGGAAGCUUGAAAAAAACCACUUCUAUCUGCAGGCCGUUGUCAGACAAAGGUAGACGUAGUCUAAGCGAUUUACGUACUUUUUAAAUUUGAAGUUAGAGAGGUAGUAACCAUACACAAGCAAUGAUACAAGUAGAUCAAAUGCAUUUAGGUUGUUUAUUUAUAUUGUAAGGUCUCCCCUCAGAGCAAAUCUCGUUUACAGUAGUAUUUUUUACAAACUACAUUGUGAUUCACAAGCACAUGAGUACAAAUUUUGUUUUUAUCAUUGUUGAACAAUUUAUAAAUAUUUAUGCGAUCGUUUUUAGUUGUUAGUGCUAUAUGUAUAAUUUUAAAACACCCUUAAACAAACAUACAACUACUGUAACGAGAAUUCAUAUAAAAAUUGAUUUACAUUAUCUGGUGUACAAACAACUGCGGACUUGAAAUCAUUUAUAAUAUAUUUAAAGAAAAAUAAUGAUUACUUAAGAUUAUAUCAGAAGAAUUUGUACAUUUUAAUAUAAAAUCAAAUUUGAAUGUUUUCCCAUUCAAAAUAAUAUAUUGAAUUCAAAUAUUAGUUUACUAAUUAAUACAAUUUCUCUGUGACUAAUAUAUUAUUACUGUGCUUACGUUUUAUUAAUUGGUUUCUUGUCCAGUGGUGUUUUAAAUUAAUGAACUGGUCUCAGUGUGAUUACAAUUUAAUUUUAGGUACUUAUAAUGCAUAUAAUAACAUUAAUAUAAUAUUAAAAGUUACCAACCAGUGUUUUAAACAAAUGGAACAAAAAGAUAAUCAUAUUAUUGUUAUAUUAUAUACAUGGCUAGUUGGUAUCUCUUCUGUACUAUUUAAGCACAAAUUUUUUUUAAUAUUAUAGUUUCUUGAGUUCACUUGUCAAUUCUUUACGUUUCAAAUUAAAUCAAAGUAUCAUGUUUUUUUUUCUCAACUUGUGUUGUUUUAGUCAUCUAAUCGUUAAAAGUGCAAUAAUCUAUGUCUGGAUUCAACAUAUAAAGCAUAAAAUGUUUACAGGCAUUUGGGAGUUAAUAAUUACCAUGAUUUUGUUUACAGCAUACUAUUAUGAAUACUUAUUUUUUCUGAGUUUGUUUAUUUACAGAAAAACAUUGUUACAGUUACAUAUAUUAUUUUCUAUUUUUCUUCUUUUUCCGAAUUCUUGGAUAUUUUUAUUGACUGUGAUUUUUAUCUUGGGUUUUUCUUUGUGAUAAUUGUUUUUAAUAAUCAUAAAAAUGAAUAAUGAAUAUAUAUAUAAUAUACUGUUUUUUUUUUUGUUCAGUUACUUAAAUUUUAUUGAAACGAAAAUAUUCCAAAGACUGACAUUUUCCAAACAGUAUUUGGAAAGACUUAAAAGUCAAUUUAUCCAUUAAAAAAAAACUUAACUCUCAUAAUAUCAUAUAUUUCUUUACAGGUGCCAUUUUCUUUUACUUUAUAUAAUGUUUAAGUCCAAACUAGUUGGAAAAUAUUGUUACCAAAUUUACUAUCAGAUAAUUAUUAAAUAGUAGUUAGUCUAUAUAUUACAUUAGAAUUAUGUAUAGUUUAAAAUAUAUUAUAAAUGUAGCUUUAGCGUACUUAACUUAAGAGGUUUAUUAAUUUUUCUAUUAUGUUUUAUAAUAUUGAACGAACAUAUGUGUUCUUAUGAUAAAUAAAGUUGCUACAUAUGUUUAUGACCUUUGCAUUUAAAAUUAACGCUCUUGUCGCGACAUGUUUAUAUAAUAUUAUGUUGUUAUUUACAUAUUAUUUUUUGUUAUUUCGAAAGAAGAAAAAUUAUUACUAUGUUAAACUACGUCCUUUUUAGUUUUUAAACUAUUAAAAAUUUAUUACUUUACUUAAAGUUUAUUGUAUACAUUACACAUAAUAUAUAAAAACAUACAUAUUGAUUUCUGUUAUUUUUAUUUUUUUAUGGGGUUGUCUAAAAUAAUGUUAUGGACACAAUUAUGUUAUUUAAACAGAUUAAAUCUUAUCGUUAUUAUAUAUAUAUAUAAAUAAAUAUAUUCUGUAGAAAAAAAUCCUAAUAAAUAUAUAUAUUUAUGUACGGCACACAACUUGUAUUGUGAAAUCACGUGUGUCAAAAUUAAGACAAAUUUAAAUCAGAAAAUGUUUACAAGUCUGUGUAUUAUACAACACAAUAAUAUAAUAUUGGAAAAAAAUAAAGAAUAUAAUGUAGAUUGUUACUCAUUGUAGUGGUUUUAUUCUUUGUAUUUUUACGCCUAUUGCUCUUAAAUGAAGUUUAAUUAAAUGUUUGUACACUGGA